Molecule: messenger RNA, 1785 nt
Organism: Fomitiporia mediterranea MF3/22
Lineage: Eukaryota; Fungi; Basidiomycota; Agaricomycetes; Hymenochaetales; Hymenochaetaceae
Product: FAS1 domain-containing protein
Exons: 6
Coding region: 104-1642 (512 amino acids)
Biological process (GO): macroautophagy
Cellular component (GO): fungal-type vacuole membrane
Source: RefSeq, a predicted model, not a curated record
CGGGACAGUUGUGCGCGGCUGAUGCUGCGCUUUCAGCUGCGCAUGCAUAUAAGUGGUGGGACUUGAUAUUGAAAUGAACAUCUCGUAGAACUUGUCAACCAUUAUGGUCCGACUCCUUGCGGCGACAGUCGCCUCCAUUGUCGCCGUCUCUGCUCUGAAUAUCCGUCCUGGUCUCCAUGUACAGCAUCCUGGUGAUUCCUACUUCACGGACUUCUUGCCUCAGCCGGGAAACAACCAUGACAACGAUUUGAACAUUGAACCCCCACAUCCGCCACCGCAUCCUCACCCCACGGCGGACAGAUCCAUUUUUACUACACUGAACGAGAAUCCUGAAUUCUCACGUCUUGUUAAGGUUGUGAAUAUCAGCGAUGAAAUCGUGUCUUUGCUUAAUGACACAUCAACCAACGUGACCUUUUUUGCCCUACCGAAUCAUGCUUUCCCGAAGCGCCCACACGGUCCACCUCACAAGCCUGACGCCGAGACUUUUGGGCUUGAUCUUUCACUCGUUGACCUCGUUCAUUACUUAGACACAUUUGAAGAGGGACCGAGUCAGGUCAAGGCAGAACCUUCGGAAAAGCUCAAAAAAAUCGUGACUGCUAUUCUCUCGUACCACAUCAUCCCAGAUGGCCUUGAGUUAGCAUCCUUGACUAAGAACACCACGUAUCCGACAAAACUCUCUCAUGUAUUCGGUGCGCUGAACGACGAGCCUCUCCGUCUACGUGUUGGUGCUGGUUUUCCGUUCGUGCGAGUGAAUUUCUACUCAGGAAUCAUACGGCCUGAUAUAGCUGCAACGAAUGGUUUCAUUCAUGUUGUUAAUCAUCCGUUACUUCCACCACCGUCUAUUUUCCAAGCAUUGUUUAUCGCGCAGCGAGAGUUCUCCUCUUUCACUUCCGCCAUUCAGCGCACAGGACUCACAAAUGCGCUUGAUUACACGUUUGUGCCGGACGAUGACAAUGAACUGAGAUCAAUCGAAGGAUCACCUGUCGUCACCACAUUCGCGCCGUCGAAUAAGGCGUUCGGCAGUCUGCCAAGGAAACUUCAGUUCUUCCUUUUCUCUCGUUUCGGCCAACGACUUUUGUCGAAGCUGCUCCAAUAUCAUAUCAUCCCCGAAGUUGCGUUAUAUACAGAUUGGGUCCAUGUGAAUCUUGACUCGAUAGCAGAUGUAACCUCCGAACAGCAUUACGAGCACCCUCCUCACUUGCCUCACUUGCCUCAUCCGAAACCUGAAGUAGUCGCCAACUAUACUUUACCUACAGCUCUUGAAAACCACUCUGUGAACGUUCUCGUCGUCGAAAUUCCAAUCAAGCUACCGAUACCGGGGCACGGACGGAAGGAAAUAAGCCGCAUCAAGAAAGUCGUCGUAAAUGGCCAGGUUGUCAAAGGUUAUGACGGACCCGCGCUGAACGGCGCUAUUCAUGUUGUGGAUAGGCUCGUUAGUCCUCGUCAUAGGAGGGGAAGACCACAUCAGACACUCGAAGCGAUGCUUCUUAAUGAGGACUAUGCUGACGAGUAUGAUGAUGACUGGGAGGAUUGGGAGGAGUGGCUGCCGGCGUGGGCAGAGUGUGAUGAUGAUGAGUGGAAGGGUAUGGAGGAGGAGUGGAAAGAUUGGGAGGAGUGGCGUGUCAGCGUACACCCUUCCUGAACUAAACGUUGAUUGUGCGCAUCACCACUCAGUUUUAUUUUCGUAUCAGGUAAGAAGAUAGGUAGGUACAUUCCCGGGAACAACUCUAAAUGUACAGUAUAUAGUAAUAUAAACUCCUGGUGUUUGAAUGAUGAAAAUAAUAU